Messenger RNA from Striga hermonthica, 884 nucleotides. The record is from the annotation of a GenBank genome assembly. NCBI's taxonomy places the organism in Eukaryota, Viridiplantae, Streptophyta, Magnoliopsida, Lamiales, Orobanchaceae.
UUUGAUCAGGCAUCAGCACUACCUUCAUUUUCACGGAUCAGGUGGGGACUCAGACUAAGUACUAUAUUGAUUAUAACUAUGCUACCAUGUUUGAGGUAUGUAUUAUCAGUAUCCGCUCGUAAUGGUCGCCGGUCCAUUCUGUGUUCUAGUGGCCCUAAUAUGCCCAUUAGAGUGUGCACAUGUUGUCCGGUAUUAGUUUGUGCCGACAGAUGUUCAGUUAUCAGUCAGGUGAUUUAUAUCACGAGAUCAGUAUCAGAUUAUUCAGUACCGGUAUCAAUGCUGCCCCGUAGCCAACCAGAUCACCCAGUUCUUCCCCAAGCCACAGUAGUCGCACAAUUCCGCGACUAUCAUGCUGAGAAAUUCUCCGGGCAGGGAGACCCUCAUAACGUAGACGAGUGGAUUCAGGGCCUUGAGUUGAUCUUCGAGGUCAGGGAUUGUCCAGACAUAUAUCGUGUUAUUUGCGCUCAGCUUCAGCUAACCGGCGAUGCCCGUCUCUGGUGGAAUGCCUACUGGAGCAUGCGUCCCGGCGAGAAGGAGGGAUGUACAUGGGAUAGGCUCAAGGAGCUGAUCCGCGAGAAGUACUACCCCACCUAUUACAGAGCAGAGAUGGAGCGGCAGUUCCUGUCGCUCAAACAGGGUACUCGUUCUGUUGACGAGUACGAGAGAGAGUUUACCAGACUUGCAGCUUUUGUUCCGGACCUGGUUCGUACGGAGGCACAGAGGGCACAACGCUUUAUUGAUGGGCUUUACCCAGCAGUCCGUCACAACAUUGUAGGUCACGGGACCCAGACGUAUGCUCGUGCCGUUUCCAUUACCCAGGGGGUAGACGCCAGCAUCAGGAGGGAGGCCAUCCGUGAUCGUCCUCAGCCAUCCGCCCCUGCCCA